Messenger RNA from Prorocentrum cordatum, 535 nucleotides. The record is from the annotation of a GenBank genome assembly. NCBI's taxonomy places the organism in Eukaryota, Dinophyceae, Prorocentrales, Prorocentraceae.
AGUCCAAGGGCUCUCUAUAUGUCAUCCUGUUACCCCACGCGUCCAUAUUAGCGCACUCCGCCCGCCCCGGGCCCGGCGCUCGCCUGCCAUGGAGCGGGGGCUGGUGCUGGUCGCCCUGUGCCUCGCGGCCGCUGGGGCGCCGCAGCACCAGGGGGCCAGCGCUCCUCUCGAGAUCGACGGCGGCGCCGCCGACAGCGCCCUGCUGCAGGUGAGUGCCUCUUCGGACGAGGUCGUCCAGGACAAGAAGGCCACGCGGAGGAAGUCCGAGGGUGGCCUCGAGUACGACACCGUCUCCGAGGAGCAGGACCACAUGCCGAAGGAUUUCUCCAGCGGGAAGCAGAAGCAUAACCGCGCCGCGCAGCACUCCCGGCAUAGCAAGUGGGCCGAGGAGGUCAGGGCGGGCGACGACAGUCGCCCCACAUCCGCGUCGUACUCCUUCGCCAGCCUGAACGCGGGCGUCUCCGCCGGACAGGGCCAGCAGGACACGAUCUCGGAGGAGCCGUCGUCCUCCGGCUCCAUGAACAUGGGGGCGACC